This is a messenger RNA of Phytophthora sojae, 411 nucleotides long. RefSeq lists its product as hypothetical. The record is from RefSeq and is a predicted model, not a curated record. Lineage: Eukaryota; Oomycota; Peronosporomycetes; Peronosporales; Peronosporaceae. The transcript has a single exon. The coding region runs from base 1 to 411 and encodes 136 amino acids.
AUGCAGCAUUAUCCUAAAGGUCUCAGCACAGGGGCACUGAAGGAAUUUAGGGCCGCUGAAACCAAGAGAUUCCUAGACUUCACUCUGUUCGGGAAGGUGGACAAGAAGAAUCCUGCCGGACUGCUCCGACCGAUGGAAGGUGUUGAUCCCUCCAAGGUUGCUCCGAAACUGGAAUCCCUGGUGGGUCGCGAAAACCAAGUGCUUGACGAAGUGGAGGGUGUCGGGCGUAGGGUGGUAUGCAAUGUGGUCAUGAGGCCCGAGAGCGAAGGUGGCGGCAUUCUCCUGAUUUCGAGCUCAAAACUUGACAAGCAAGACUUUAUUCUGCCCAAGGGGGGCGUGGAACAAGGUGAAAGAGGCCGUGAUGCGGCGGUGCGUGAUGUCCUGGAAGAAGGAGGGGUACGGUUUAGUUAG